AUGAGCACCUGCCCAGCUCUGGAACCGACUUCGGUCGCAUACUUGACGGGUGGCUUUUAUCUAGCGAGUCGAAGCCAGAAGGAAGCAGACAUUGCAGACACUUGUACCGCCGUUAUACCACUCGGCCUCAAACACGACGUAGAACCGGUACUCGACUUGUUAUGGGGAAUUGGUGUGGUUCUCGGCGUCUUGUACGGCAUCCUCUACUUCUUGUGGAUGCGUGUAGACUUGAGAGGCGUUGCGCAUUUCCUUGGUAAAGCUUUGGGGACCCUAACACCUGUGUUGAGAGUCAUGUUUGGUCCAAUACUUUGGGUUUUGAACGUCGUGUUUGGGGUCGUGAGCUUCUUUUACCUGUCGAUUUUCUCCUUGAUAAGUAUAAUAGUGGGGAUUUUGAUCUCGCCGUUGCUUAUUCCAUUGCGCCUGGCCCGCUGGACGUGGGGAGUGAUGAACGAAAUGUAUGAGGAGUUCCAACCGGUUUUUCAAUAUUUCAGCCUCGCUGUCAUAAUCGGCCUAGUCGCUGGAACAGCCAUCGCCUUCCUAACCAGAUUCCUCGUUCACCUGCUCCGCACCUGGGUCCCCUUUCUUAGACCACCACGUCAACGCAGACCCACACGAAACCGGCAACCUACGCGCCAUCAUCAACACCCGGAUCACCACGGCACCACCACCACUAGAAGAGACUUGAAGAGCAGCAGCAAGGGCAAAGAAAAAGCCAAAGACCUCCACCCAGACUCGGCGAUCUACUGGUCCUCGUCAUCAUCCGAUGACCUUCGUGACUACCGGCGGGACAAAUCGUCCGCAGCCACCACCACCGCCACCCCAUCGUCUUCCCGCACCAACGCACGGUAUCCUUCCACAUAUGUGGGCGCCUUGCCACCGCUGUCACCAUCAUCGUCGUCGUCGCUAGCUAAGAGCUCGCGGCGAACACUGCCUGCGGGAGUACGCGUGGCAGAUACCAUCCAUGAGGAAUCAUCCGACUAG
This is a messenger RNA of Dichotomopilus funicola, 981 nucleotides long. RefSeq lists its product as uncharacterized. The transcript has 3 exons. Bases 1 to 981 code for a protein of 326 amino acids. The record is from RefSeq and is a predicted model, not a curated record. NCBI's taxonomy places the organism in Eukaryota, Fungi, Ascomycota, Sordariomycetes, Sordariales, Chaetomiaceae.